Molecule: messenger RNA, 1227 nt
Organism: Naegleria lovaniensis
Lineage: Eukaryota; Heterolobosea; Eutetramitea; Acrasida; Naegleriidae
Exons: 1
Coding region: 1-1227 (408 amino acids)
Source: RefSeq, a predicted model, not a curated record
AUGAAUAAAAGCCAAUCAAAAACUGGUUCCGUAUCAUCAUCAUCCUCUCCUGCCAUGGGAGAACGAGUGUUUCUCUUUCUAUGGGCCUUCCUCUCCAACACUCGAGACUGGAUCAUGGAGUACACUCAUGAUGUGUUCAACGCCAUCACACAAAACUAUGACGAGAAAACAUUGAAAGAAAUGAAAGAACGGAAACGAAGAAAGAAGGCUUAUUUGCAACGACUCAAGCAUCAGAUGGGAUACUUUACUCCCGAGAGAAAGACUAAAUCUCAGCAAGGAGGCCCAAAUUCAUCUCCUCUCGAACCAUUGGACUCGAUCAGCAAGAUGGAAGAUUUGGAAUCCCAAUUAAUGAUGCUCAAGGAACAAAUUGCCAUGGUUGCACGAGCUGAAAAGCAACAACAAACAAAUUCUAAUGCAUCCUCAUCGUUAUUGGGAGGAGGAGGCAGCUCAUCGGAAUUGUCUUCACGAAGAAAGAAGACCAAGUCAAGUAGUAGUAGUAGGAAUCACAAUGCAGCAGAAAGUGCCAUGAUGAGCAGUAGUAACAUUCCACCUCCUCCACCCAUGUCAUCAUCGUUUGUGGGCACAAAAACCGUUUGCACUUCUUCUAACAUUCCACCUCCACCUCCAGUGAUGACGAGUAAUAUUCCACCUCCACCACCCAUCAUGAUGACUCCUUCAAAGAGUUUUGGAGUUGCCAAGCCCAUUCAGACACAAUCCAAUGACAUUGUGCACUCUUCCUCACAUGACGAUGAACAUGACACUGCUUCAAUAUUGACUGCCAAGCCAAAGAAUUCACAACCACUCAAGCACAGCAUGUCCAUUGCCGACUUGAUUAAGAAUAGUGGAAGUGUAAAAUUGAGACCUAUUCAAAAGAGUCCAGGAGGUACUCCAAUGAGAAAGAGCACAUCCAAUAUUCAAGGAGAAUUGUUUGCUGCCAUUAAGAACAAGUUCAGUAGUGUGCAUAAAUUACAGAAACAAGAUUGUGAGGAUGAGUCAGAUGUGGAAUCUAGCUCAAGCUUUACAUGCUCUCCUGUAAAACAACAACAACAACCAACAAAACCUUUGACAAGCUCGUCUCCAAUGGUUAAAAGUCAAGCAAAAAUUGCAUCAUCGACAGCUGUUUCAUACACCACAACAACGAACGAUUUGUUGGACAAGGAGAACUUGAGCCCACAAACUAAAUUUGCAAUGGCUAGACGUAAUAUUGCUAAACUUUUCGAAAAGUAA